AUGAAGUCGUCCUGGAAUGAUUUACAAGAAUUUGCUGGGAGAGCAUGGGAAAUGGGUCACUCUGACCCUCGGAAAGUCAUAUUUGCAACCAAAAUGGGGCUGGCAUUGUCAAUUGUGUCCUUUCUCAUAUUCUGGAAACAAUCAUAUCACGACAUCAGUCAGUACUCAAUCUGGGCAAUCCUCACUGUCAUUGUGAUGUUUGAAUUCCCUAUAGGAGCAACCUUUAUCAAGGGUUUCAAUCGCGGUUUGGGAACAUUUUGUGCAGGAAUUCUUGCUUUCUUCUUUUAUGAGCUAACUUUGUUGUCUGGCCAAUGGGAGGAAGUUGUAAUUGUUAUAAGCAUUUUUAUAACAGGAUUCUUUGCCUCUUAUCUGAAGCUGUAUCCCUCAAUGAAGCCCUACGAAUAUAGAUUUCGAGUAUUCAUAUUGACUUAUUGUAUCAUUAUGGCUUAUGGGAAUAGGACGAGAGGAUAUCUUGAGGCAAUUGUAACUCGACUAGUCCUUAUUGCAGUGGGAGCAGGCGUAUGUUUAGUUAUAAAUAUUUUCAUUUACCCCAUAUGGUCGGGCGAGGAUCUGCACUACUUGGUGGUGAAAAACUUCAAGGGUUUAGCUGCUUCCUUAGAAGGAUGUGUCAAUGGAUACAUAAAAGGCAUUCAAUAUGAAACUGUCCCCUCAACAUUACUUACAUGCCAAGCUGCAGAUGAUCCACUGUACAGCGGUUACCGAUCAGUGGUAGACUCUGCACGCCAAGAGGACACUCUGUUAGGCUUUGCAGUCUGGGAACCACCUCACGGGCGUUAUAAAAUGUUCAGUUAUCCAUGGAAAAACUAUGUCAAAGUAAGUGGCGCAUUGAGGCAUUGUGCAUUCACGGUCAUGGCACUGCAUGGAUGUAUUCUAUCAGAAAUACAGGCCCCAUUUGGAUAUAGAAACGUAUUUCGCAGCGAGCUUCAAAGGGUUGGAGCAGCAGGUGCUAAAGUUUUGCUUGAGCUUGGAAGGAAAGUAGAAAAUAUGGAAAAAUUAGGCCCUGGAGAUAUACUUAGAGAGGUGCAUGAGGCUGCAGAGCAACCACAGAGGAAGAUAGACAGAAGAUCAUAUAUCCUGGUCAAUUCAGAGAGCUGGGAAAUUGGAAGACAGCCCAAGACAAUAGAAUGCCUCGAAGAUCUUUUGGAUAAAGAUAAUGAAAGUGUGCAAUUGGGGUUCAAGUCCUUGAGUGAAUCUGUACUUGAUCUGAGCUCACUUCCAGUGGAGACUCCUUUAAAAAGUGAUGGUUCAAAGGAUAUAUUCAGGAAGCUAAUAGCUUGGCCAUUGCGUCACCCAUUCAAUGGCAAUGCAGUUGCAGAGGAAGCUGAUGCCAAUACAUAUGAAAGUGCAAGCGCCAUGUCUUUAGGGACAUUUGUUUCACUUGUGAUUGAAUUUGUUGCAAGGCUUCAAAAUGUGGUUGACACAUUUGAAGAACUCAGUGAGAAAGCAGAUUUUGAGGAACCUUUUGUGUGA
Molecule: messenger RNA, 1491 nt
Organism: Juglans microcarpa x Juglans regia
Lineage: Eukaryota; Viridiplantae; Streptophyta; Magnoliopsida; Fagales; Juglandaceae
Product: aluminum-activated malate transporter 9-like
Exons: 8
Coding region: 1-1491 (496 amino acids)
Biological process (GO): malate transport
Cellular component (GO): plant-type vacuole membrane
Source: RefSeq, a predicted model, not a curated record